Messenger RNA from Lodderomyces elongisporus, 1347 nucleotides. It is a transcript of the gene NRG1, whose product is annotated as Nrg1p. The record is from RefSeq and is a predicted model, not a curated record. Gene Ontology annotation, biological process: regulation of transcription by RNA polymerase II. Gene Ontology annotation, molecular function: RNA polymerase II cis-regulatory region sequence-specific DNA binding; DNA-binding transcription factor activity, RNA polymerase II-specific. The transcript has a single exon. Bases 1 to 1347 code for a protein of 448 amino acids. NCBI's taxonomy places the organism in Eukaryota, Fungi, Ascomycota, Pichiomycetes, Serinales, Debaryomycetaceae.
AUGAUGACCCAGACACACCUUCACUAUACAACAGUAGCUGGCUCUACUGUUCAGAAUCAACAAUCAUCUCCCAAACAGAGCACUUCAACUACCACCACCAAAGCCAAGUAUGACGAAACCAAACCAAAGAUUACCUCAUUGCCUUCAUUCAGCGAACUCUUGACUUCGAUCCCACUCCCCUCUGAAUUCAAGUCAAGAAGUAAUAGCAGUUCCAGUGCCUCCUCAGUGCGACAACCACUACCACCACCACAACAACAACAAGCACAAGCACAACCAGUACCGGCACCGGUACCACAGGAUAGAAAUAGAGUUCCAUCCAUUACAUCGCCGCCUUACCAAUACUAUUCUCAACCAUCAGUACAACAUAGAUUGCCUACUCCCCCAUUAUCUCAAACUCAACAACCACAACCACAGCCACAACCACAGCCACAAACAAUUCAACAGUAUCCAUCAACAGCUCCAAAUGGUGGUUUUGCUGUGCCGAUGACGAUGAACCGUGCUCCACAUUCGGCUCCACAACAACUACCUCCCUCCCACAUGAGUGACAACAUCAACAUGGCACCUAUCACACCAGUCACUAUAGCGUUUGACUCAAGAAUCAGAUCCAACUCUGCAAGCUAUAGUUACCCACAACCACCACAGCAAGCACAACCACCACAGCAAGCACAACCACCACAGCAAGCACACUUUCCACACCAAUACCAGUCGGUAUCGCCGGCUACAACAUCUCCCCAUGCUCAGCAUGCACAACAAGUACAACAGUACCUUCCUGCAUCUUCAUCAGCUUCGUCGCCACAACACUCUCCCUCAACCAGAUCAGCUACAUCACCAUCUACUGCCAGUGCUAGUGAUCCACGCAGGAAACACGUGUGCAAGAUUUGCUCUAGAUCCUUUACCACCAGUGGCCACUUGGCAAGACACAAUAGAAUACACACUGGUGAACGGAAACACGAGUGUCCUUGGCCAAGCUGCGAUGCUCGUUUUGCCAGACAGGAUAACUGUAUGCAGCAUUACAAAACACACACUAAUGGCAAAAACAAGAGGAUGAGAAACACAUCGGUGUCGCAUACAAAUGGUAAUGCCGGUAUGAAUAGUAAUGUACAGGCUGGCGCACAAGUACACCCACAAGUACACCCACAAGUACACCCACAAGUCCAAGAAGGAUACGCGCCACCAAUGAUUGUACACCACCAACACCAGCAACAGCAGGUCCAAGCCCAGCCCCAAUACCAGCAGCAACAACAGCAGCAGCAGCCUCUUGCAUACAUUAGCCACCACCACCACCACCACCCUCUUCCUCACCAACCACCGCACUUUAACUUUGCUACAAAGCCAUCAUAUGUAUAA